AUGACGAUCGCUUGCGUGUCGACGCUGCCCGACGUCCUCUCGUCGGUGAACGCUGUUGCGUGCUACAAGGACGCACUCGCGCUGCUAGGAACAGCAACGACGUACGCAGAGUUGCCUCCCGUCCUCUCGAACCUCCUGCUCAGCCUCGGCGUGGGUGUCGUCUGUUUUCUGCUGCAAGUGGCCACGGGCAACUACUCGCACGUGGACCGUCUCUGGUCGCUCGUGCCCGUGGCGUAUGCGUGGAACUACCUCCUCGUCGGCUACAGCCGCGGUCUUGGCAUCGACACCCGUAUGAGCGUCCUCGUCGGUAUCAUAACGCUCUGGGGCCUGCGCCUCACGUACAACUUUUACCGGCGUGGCGGCUACUCGUGGACGGGCGAGGACUAUCGCUGGGAGUUUGUCCGCAGCGUCGUGCCCAACCCCGUGCUCUGGCACCUCUUUUCGUUCUCGUUCAUUGCCAUGUACCAAAACAUUCUGCUCAGCAUCCUCACGUGCCCGCUUCACAUGGUCUUCAACGCGUGGGUCGCUGGCAACGUGAGCUGGUCGGUGUGGGACUCGGUCCUCGCUCUCGCGCUGCUUGGCCUUCUCGGGCUCGAAACGACGGCCGACCAGCAGCAAUGGACCUUCCAAGAAGCCAAGUGGGCGCAGCUCAAGGCGGGCAAGACGUUGGCGCAGCUGCCGCCGCCGUUCAACCUCGGUUUUUGCACGACGGGCCUCUUUGCGUACUCGCGCCACCCCAACUUUUUUGCGGAAAUCAGUAUUUGGUGGGUUGUCUACUCGUUCUCGGUUGUGGCAUGCGGCUCGCACAACUGGACGCUCGUCGGUGCGCUGCUGUUGCACCUGCUCUUCCAAGGCAGCACGCGCCUCACCGAGUACCUCACGAUCCAAAAGUACCCAAAGUACGCCACGUACCAAAAGCUCGUCUCGAUGCUCCUGCCAAUGGCCACACCCGUGGCCAAUCUCCACGAAAAAUCGACUAAGAAUCUUCAUGCAGCGUCGUGGACCUCUGUCUUGUUUUCCGUGCCAUCGGACUCUUCAUAA
Molecule: messenger RNA, 1041 nt
Organism: Saprolegnia parasitica CBS 223.65
Lineage: Eukaryota; Oomycota; Saprolegniomycetes; Saprolegniales; Saprolegniaceae
Exons: 4
Coding region: 1-1041 (346 amino acids)
Biological process (GO): lipid metabolic process
Cellular component (GO): membrane
Molecular function (GO): oxidoreductase activity, acting on the CH-CH group of donors
Source: RefSeq, a predicted model, not a curated record